CAACCUAGAAACUGCGUUCUCUCUCGAGUCUCGGGUAUAUUUCUCUCUUCUUUGUCUUCUUCUUGCACAAAGUAUCACAUGGAGGAUGCAAGCAAAAAGAGAAAAAACUGCCUUCAUCAUGAUGACGACGUUGAGGAAGAUGACGAACAAAAAAUGGAAAAGUUUUUUGCGCUCAUCAGGAAUAUCCGAGAGGCUCGUGAUCAGCGUGUGAGAUCGAAUGGCCCAGAUGUAAUAAAAGGAUCGAUAGACAACAAGAGAUCAAAGAUGAAUAAAGUCAUCGAGGAAGAGAAGAAGAUCAAGAUCGUAACUGAAGUUUGGAAGCCGUCCUUCGAACCCGAAGACUUCAUGGAAAAGGUGGCCGGAGCUCAGUUCAAAACAGUUCUGGGUUCUUCUCAAAUUCAAGAGACUGAUCAGGAAAAAGAAAAAGAAGAAGAAGAAGGUUUACUAGACCUAAAGCUCUCACUUUAGUGUGUACUUCCCACAUGUACUCAUGCAAAGAAGAUCAGAUAAAACCCUAGCUUCUGUUUAUAUAUGUUAGUGAAGUUGUUAAUUAGCUAGAUCUAUGUAUAAUCAUGGGAGAUCUUGAGAUCCAGGGAAAUUAAAAGCUAAGUAGCAAGCUAGCUGUGCCAUUCUAGCUAUCACUUUAAUUAGGAACUGAGUUCUUAGCAGCUAGAAAUCAUGAUAAAUGCAAAAAAACAGUGCAAUAUCUGAAGUUUUAAUGGUUAAUUAUGCUCAUUUUG
Molecule: messenger RNA, 740 nt
Organism: Juglans regia (Persian walnut)
Lineage: Eukaryota; Viridiplantae; Streptophyta; Magnoliopsida; Fagales; Juglandaceae
Exons: 1
Coding region: 79-468 (129 amino acids)
Biological process (GO): regulation of systemic acquired resistance
Source: RefSeq, a predicted model, not a curated record